AUGGCUAUUGACAUGAAAAUAACCAAACUAAAAGUGUUUGGUGAUUCUACCUUAAUCAUCCUCCAGACUGUGGAUGAAUGGAAGACUAGGGAUGCUAAGCUAAUACCCUAUCAUGACUAUUUGGAAGAAUUGGUGACAGAAUUCAACGAGAUCUCGUUCGACUACCUAUCUAGAUAUCAUAACCAAUUUGACGAUGCACUGGCCACGCUAUCAUCCAUGUUGCAGGUCACCAAUAGGCUGGAAAUAGAACCUUUGAAGAUUGAAGUCCUGACCAGACCGGCCUAUUGCAUGGCCUUGAUUGAGGAACCCGAUGGUAAAUGA
Syzygium oleosum is the source of this 321-nucleotide messenger RNA. RefSeq lists its product as uncharacterized. The coding region runs from base 1 to 321 and encodes 106 amino acids. The transcript has a single exon. Gene Ontology annotation, molecular function: RNA-DNA hybrid ribonuclease activity; nucleic acid binding. NCBI's taxonomy places the organism in Eukaryota, Viridiplantae, Streptophyta, Magnoliopsida, Myrtales, Myrtaceae. The record is from RefSeq and is a predicted model, not a curated record.